AAAAUCAACGAUUUCAAAUGUUAGUUUUGUUAAUCGAUUAGAUUUUAGGUUAGAUUUAAUUUCAAAAUGUGAGCACAAUUUCAAAAGGGAAACGUAAUAAAGACUUAAGAAAAUCAUGACUAGCUCACAGCAAAGAGCACGUUAUUGUUAUUUAGCUCUAAGUAUUUGGAUAUUUUUCUUAAUGGCAGCCACAUACAAAUAUUUGGGGUCAAAUGAUACAGCUACAUCGAACAGUAUUAAUAAUAAUUAUAAAUUAUCAAUAAAUAAUCAAAAUUCAAUAAGUCGUGAUUUUUCACGUAAUUCAAAUUUUCGUAAUAAACGGAUAUUUUCGGUAUGUAACGACCCAGAAAAUAUCAACUAUGGAAGUGAAGGUUUAUUAACAUCUUCACAGUGGCAGUUAAAAGAAGUGAUUGUAUUAAUUCGACAUGGAGAUCGAGGACCUUUAGCACAUAUUAGAAAUAUAAGCGCCAUUAAUUGUGGAUUAAAUCCAAAAACUUCUUCAAACAUUUUAUUAACUCAAUAUAAGAAUUUCAUCAACGAAAUUACACAAUCUGGACAUUUACCAUGGAGUCAAACAGGUCCAUUUCAUGGUUUUCCCUUGUUACCAUCAAGUGAUUCACAAUGUCAUUUAGCACAAUUAACGUAUAUCGGUGUUGCACAAUUAUUAAACAUUGGCCGGAUGUUAAGUAAUGUUUAUAUUAAAAAAUUACAAUUAGAAAAUUCGACAACGGCAAAUGUUGAUGACAUAUUAGUCUAUUCAACAAAAUAUCGACGCACAUUCCAAUCUGGUUUAGCAUUCUUGUAUGGAUUUUUACCGCCGGAAUUAUUAACCAAAGUACAAAUUAAGGAGAGUGAUAGUGUAACAUUUUGUUUUACGGAUUGUGCGUGUCCAGCUGCCGAUCAUUAUUCCAGAUUAGUUCAAGAAGAAUCCAAUGAAAAUCUAGAAUCACAUCCAGCCGUAUUAAAUUUAGUACGGGAAGCUGCAAGUAUUAUGUACGAAGUACCUGAAAAAUCCUUAUUUAAAAAUCCAACAAUCCUAAAAGAUUCCCUACUAACAUACAUCUGUCACGAUUCUACGUUACCAUGCAUCAUAGAAAACCAGAACUUCCUGCGAUGUAUCAAAACGGAUCAAGUUGCCAGUUUAUUCACCUACAUCGAUUGGGAAAAUCAACAACAUACCAAAAAUGUUUUCUUAAAACGUUCAUGCUUACUGAAAGCGUACGGUUUAAUCCGUAACAUAGUCACACAAAUGUUAAAACAUGUUUCCGAUUCAAAACCAAAAUUUGUUUUGUAUUCGGGACACGAUUGGGCAUUACAGUAUUUAUGUACAGCGUUAGGAGUGAAACAGAUGAAUGACGUCACCCAGUAUGCGUCACGAUUAAUUUUCGAAAUUUACAAAGAUGUUUCGAAUACACAAACUGAUACAAGUUACGGGGUUGUCAGUUCAUAUAUGUUUCGAUUUUUAGCAAAUGGACGUGAUGUUACCAAAGAUUUAUCAUUUUGUAAAGAUAAUUUAUUAAAGUUAGGUUAUAAUAUUUAUGGGUGUAAAAUUGAGGCGAUUGUACGAUUCUUACAUGAUGAUUACUUUUCAUCGUUAAAUGUAACGAAUUUUAAGGAUGCAUGCCGGUUAUAAAUUUUGAACUUCUUCCCAAAUUUUAAAAUCUGGAUAAAUGACGUCAUUGAGAAAAUGGCGACCCUUCAAUUGAAGUUAAUAUUGAUGGAGUAAGUUUUGAAUUCGCUGGACGUCAUAUUCAGUCACGUGAUAGCAGCGUUUCGAAACAAUAUUUCAUACCGCCAUCUUGUAUAUGUGGUUACGUCAUGUGGUUAUCACAAAAUGGCGCUGGUUGAUUAUUCUGCGUUUUGGGAACGUCAACUGAUCGCUGGAAUUAACAACCAAUAUCAUCAGAGCCAUCAAGGCACCUACGUAAAUUCAUCGAAUAAAACAAAUUGAAUAUAUCUCAUUCACAACUUGUUUGAUUUAAGUUCGAGAACGCUCUUAAUGGAAAACAUUAUACUUUUACCAUAGACUUAAUUUGACGUACGCUCUUAACAUGCAGCUAACGUCAGCAUAAAGAGGCAUCUUAAAAAUUCUGUUAAAACCUUUCUAAACAUAUCAUGACAACUUGACCACCUGGAGGCGAAAUCUAGUUGCUAUUUUAAAUGAAAUUUUACUAUCCAAACCUGUUUCAGUCACGAUCAGUGUUUCCAGAUUUACCGUUAAAACGAUAGAUCUACGGUUUUUUUUAGGUGGCGCAUUUAUAAUAAUGAAGAAUCGCAUGCCAAGCCACUACAUUUCGCAUCUCGACGAAUAUUAUGAAUUAAGAAAAAUACCGAGGCUACUGUAUUUUUUACCAAAUCUACCGUUUUUUGUUCGAAAGGAUCUGGCAACACUGGUCACAAUCAAACAAAUUCGCUUGGAACAAUCACUCAGAGCAGUGUCUCAUUUAUUAUAUGUCGAUAGCGCAUGCGUCCUUACUUACGGCGCUGCUUCGAACAAAUUUCAUUUGAAGAAUUUCAACUUAAAUAUUUUUUGAAAAUAUGUACUACUUUUGUAUAGAAAACAUUCCAUACGUUUAUUUUUGUAAAAAAAAACUUUUUUUUUAUUCGAAUUAAGAUUUUUUAGGCCUAACUCUCUCAUUUGUAUUUUUUAAAUAUUAUUGUUAAUGG
Messenger RNA from Chrysoperla carnea, 2667 nucleotides. Its product is annotated as 2-phosphoxylose phosphatase 1. Gene Ontology annotation, biological process: dephosphorylation. Gene Ontology annotation, molecular function: phosphatase activity. The transcript is spliced from 4 exons. Bases 116 to 1633 code for a protein of 505 amino acids. The record is from RefSeq and is a predicted model, not a curated record. NCBI's taxonomy places the organism in Eukaryota, Metazoa, Arthropoda, Insecta, Neuroptera, Chrysopidae.